This is a messenger RNA of Brassica napus (rape), 1203 nucleotides long. Its product is annotated as polyubiquitin-like. Lineage: Eukaryota; Viridiplantae; Streptophyta; Magnoliopsida; Brassicales; Brassicaceae. The transcript has a single exon. Gene Ontology annotation, biological process: protein ubiquitination; modification-dependent protein catabolic process. Bases 43 to 1170 code for a protein of 375 amino acids. Gene Ontology annotation, molecular function: ubiquitin protein ligase binding; protein tag activity. Gene Ontology annotation, cellular component: nucleus; cytoplasm. The record is from RefSeq and is a predicted model, not a curated record.
UUCGUGUGUGUUAACGAGAAUUGUACUUUUUACUGUUUCCAGAUGUCGAUGCAAAUCCUUAUUAAGAUUUUUACAGGCAAGACCUUAACUCUUGAGGUCGAAAGCUCAGACACCACUUGCAAAGUCAAAGAAAAGAUACAAGAUAAGGAAGGAAUCCCUACGUACCAGCAGAUGCUUGUCUUUGGAGAAAAAACGCUUGAGGAUUGUCGUACCUUGGCUAUUUACAAUAUCCAAAAUAAUUCAACUCUCCACAUGAUUCUCAGGUUUACAGGUAUGAGAAUCUUCGUAAAUAUUCUUGAAGGCAAUGCCAUAAUGCUUGAGGUCAAAAGCUCAGACACCAUUGACAACCUCAAGGCAAAGAUACAAGAUAAGGAAGGUAUCCCUAACUACCAGCAGAGGCUUAUUUUUGCCGGGAAAAGCCUUGAGGAUGAACGUACGUUGGCUAGUUACAAUAUCCAGAGAGAGUCAACUCUCCACUUGAUUCUCAAAUUUAGAGGUAUGCGAAUCUUCGUAUUAAUCUUGAACAAGACCAUAACCCUUGAGGUCGAAAGCUCAGACACCAUUAGCAACGUCAAGGCAAAGAUACAAGAUAAGGAAGGAAUACCUAUCCAAUAUCAGAAAUUGUACUUUUGCGGACGUGUUACGAAGGAUGACUGUACCGUGGCUGAUUACAAUAUCCAAAAAGAGAAUGCUCUUGUGAUGAGUUUCAAUCUGGGAGGAAUUAUGAAAAUCUUUGUUAAGACUCUAACAGACAAAACCAUAGCCCUUGAGGUCAGAGGCUUAGACACAAUUGACAUGGUCAAGGCGAAGAUCCAAGAGAGAGAGGGAAUCCCUCCGCACCAGCAGGUCUUGUUCUUUGCUGGUAAACAGCUCAAGGGUGGCCUUUUGGUGGAGAACAAAAUCUGGAAGGAGUCAGUCCUUCACGUCCAUCGUUUAAGUGGUGGAAUGCAAAUAUUUGUGAAAACACUCUCUGGUAAAGUCACUGCCUUAGAAGUCGGGAGGUCAGACACCAUUUACAAUUUAAAGACAAUGAUUCAAGACAAGGAAGGGAUCGCACCAGACCACCAGAGACUGAUAUUUGCUGGUAGACAACUGGAGGAUGAUUACAGACUUUCUGAUUAUAACAUCCAAAAGGAGUCAACACUUCACCUUGUGUUUUCCACAAAAUAGACUUUUAUCUAUUCGUUUUUUUUUCUUUGUUCU